GAAGACUUCCUCACUACCGGCUCGACACCAACGACCGCCCCCGCGACUGAUACUGCGACUGCCACUGCCACGGUGGCCGGUGACGACGGCGGCAACAGGCUUGACGACGACGUCAGUGCAGGGGCGGUUGAAGCGAAGGCACAUGGAGAAGGCACGACACCGCCCGCUCCCGUACCGCACCCUGUCAGCAGCGAUGACUCAGUGGGGCCGCAGUUGGGUUGCGUCGUCGUGGAUUUCGGCAGCAGUGGGCGACUGGGCCUCAUUCCUGACCCGUGGUUCACUCUGGCGGUGCUUCAGGCCGCGUUGGACAGCCUAGGACUGCUGAUGCUGCGGGGUUCUGCGGCCAGCGGGGGGCGGCAGCGGCAGCAGCAACGGGGGCCGGCAGCAGUGACUGCGGGAACGCGGAAGAGAAGAAGAAGAAGAAGACAGAGGAGAAGGAAGCACAGGGGCUGGGCGAGCACGCGGGGGUUCAUCAGCGGCCUGCUAAGCGCCAAGCGCGACCAGCAGCGGAAGCACCCGCCGCCGGUAGUGCUGGAAGAUCCAUUCUGCCACCUCCGCCAUUACCACCACCACCACCACCAUCAGCAGCAGCAGCAGCAGCAGCACCACCACCUCCUCCUCCUCAGCGGCGGCUGGUAAUGACGCUGUUCGGGGGCGAUGUGGCGCACGCGGCGCUGCUGCCCCGCUGCCGACUGGUGCUCCACCAU
This is a messenger RNA of Astrephomene gubernaculifera, 707 nucleotides long. Lineage: Eukaryota; Viridiplantae; Chlorophyta; Chlorophyceae; Chlamydomonadales; Astrephomenaceae. The record is from the annotation of a GenBank genome assembly.